GUGACUUAUAAUCCCUUGUUCCGUCGUUGCGCUCUCUUUCCUAUACAUGAGUAUUGCAAAAACCCCCAGUUUGCAUCUACACUUACUCCUCUGAAGUGGCAACUAGAAAUAGUGGUAGACGCAGAUACGGUCAUCGAUUCUGAUGACGAGCGUGUUGAUAAGGCCAAGACCCAGCUUCGAACCUGGUGCAGGGGGCUGGUGGAGGUGUUGAUUGUUCACCCAGGUGCUUCGGCACGGAGCACUUGGGGUCUAGGUACUGGUAUCAGUUACCCGUCACGGAUGCUACUGCAUCAAACCUAUUUUUCACACAGAACAAUCUCGGAGUAUUUCCAGGAGGCUGUGGUUCAAGAUGUUCUGCUCAAAGGCGGAGUGACGAGGGAUACCACUCAUGACGCCAUUUCGCAGAUGCUCCUCGUCGAAUUCUGCCACUGCGGCCCUCUCUCCCGUAUAUGCCACCCUGGCUGGAUGAAACAGCUGCUCCUUCUUCGACACAAACAUUCUUUGGACGGUCCGCCGUUUGUGUUCUUGGAACGCCUGCAAAAUAUCAUGACCCGCAGGCAAGUGGUAAUGCGGUUUAUCCUUGCCGAACAGAGGGAAAAGCAGCACCUGGAGCUGAAUCCCAACAAGGACCACGAUUCGUCUCAAACUCGAGGCGAGAUAAUUGACAUUGGAACCAUCGCAAUGAGCGAAAUGCCAGGCAUGCCGUGGUGGAGUGACAAAGUAAAACUUUGCGGACCGUUUUUCACAGCGAUCCGGUGCGGGAAGUACGAGUAUCCCACUUGGAAGCUGCAGACUGACCACAACUUCAAUCCCGAUCUAUUAAGUAUCGCCGCAACAGUUUACCUCGCCGUUGGCGCCAGCCAUGUGAGCCCUUCACGCUAUGGGAAGGUGACUGGGCUUGAUCCAACCGAUCAGCAGCAUUGCGACUUUUUGGAACAAGUCCUUACGAAAUAUCGGAAACACCUUUUCAACAAGACGACAUUUGUGCCCAGGCCCACAUACACAAAUCCGUGGAAGAGGAAAUUUCGAGACGAGCGUUCAACUAAUACGGUCACACCCGAAGAAUGCCUGACUAUCUGGGAGCAUUAUAUCAUGUGGCAGUUCGGUGGAACGAUUUCUGACCAUGUGUCAACACUAUCCGAUAAAGACUCUGAUUCUUAUCAGCAAAGAAGGCGCGAGGAAGCUUUCUGUCGCUGUGUAAGUAUUGCACGCACAGUUGAAACUUGUACGUCGUCUUAG
Messenger RNA from Podospora anserina S mat+, 1239 nucleotides. RefSeq lists its product as uncharacterized. The annotation marks the transcript as partial. Lineage: Eukaryota; Fungi; Ascomycota; Sordariomycetes; Sordariales; Podosporaceae. The transcript has a single exon. The record is from RefSeq and is a predicted model, not a curated record.